This is a messenger RNA of Trichobilharzia szidati, 3279 nucleotides long. The record is from the annotation of a GenBank genome assembly. NCBI's taxonomy places the organism in Eukaryota, Metazoa, Platyhelminthes, Trematoda, Strigeidida, Schistosomatidae.
ACCAAAGAAAAUCCUCAAACGAUGGCGUGUAUUUAAAUCAUAUUUUGUAAAGAUGUCAAAAGAUGAUGACAACACCGAUACCGAAUUACUACAUUCAAAGUAUUCAGUAACACGUGAAGUAUACACUGUGAACAAGUUUUCAGAAGAGUAUCAUCGAUCAACUGAAGUGCAUAAACCAUUUUCUCUCUCUGCAAUCCUAAGAAGUUGUACAUGUUCAAGAUUUCUUAGUGUUUUAUCCUCUAUUUUUCCAUUUUAUUCUGUAUUGGCUUCAUUUUAUACAUUCCAAUCAUUUCUAUCAGAUGUAGUUGCUGGGAUAACAAUGUCAAUAGUUCAUGUACCACAAGGUAUGGCAUAUGGACUUUUAGCUGGAGCUAAACCUAUAAAUGGAUUGUAUACCUCAUUUUUUCCCGCAUUGGUAUAUUUUUUCUUUAGUACAUCACGUCAUGUAUCAGUAGGUACUUUUGCUGUUGUUGCCCUAUUGACGUCUGAUCCUGUCGACAGACUAGUCGCAAAAUUCGAUACAAACAAUCGUUCCUUAGAAAAAUAUCAAGUUUUCAAUGAAACUCAUUUAGAUGAUUUUCGUGUUAAGAUUGUUGUGACUGUUUGUAUUCUAGGCGGAAUAUUCCAACUCUUGUUAGGUAUAUUUCGUUUGGGCAUGUUAGUUGUAUAUAUGUCAGCACCACUCUUGGGUGGUUUCACAUGUGCAUCUGCUGUCCACGUUUUCGCUAGUCAAUUGAAUGGAUUAUUCGGUAUACGUUUAAAUCGGGCUACAGGACCAGGUCGUAUUUUCUUUAUAUUGAUCAACUUUGUCAAAGUGGUCAGCAAAACUAAUUUAGCCACACUAUUAAUGUCUUGUAUAUGUAUUAUAACUAUUUGGAUAUUCAGACAUUUUAUCAAUCCUAGAGUUACUGCGAAAAUACGCUUUGCAAUACCAAUUGAAUUGAUUGUACUUGCUGUCUGUACCAUUAUAUCAGAGUUUUGUUCAUUGAAUGAAAAAUAUGGUGUCGCUAUUGUUGGUAAAAUUCCAGUUGGUCUACCAUCGCCAAUUGUACCUGAUGUCAAGUUGAUACCAGAAGUUUUAAUGGAUUCAGUGAUUAUUUCCUUUGUUGCAUUAGCGACAACAAUUUCAUUGGUGAAAUUGUACGCUACAAAAGAGGGUUAUGAUGUUGGCUAUACUCAGGAAUUGACUGCUCUGGGAAUGGCCAACAUAAUAUCUGGAUUCUUUCGUUGUCAACCGGCCUCUGGUGCUUUAGCUCGUUCCUCGGUUGCUUAUGGCGUUGGAAUGUGCUCCCAGGUUGCUUGUCUGAUAUCCUGUUCUAUUAUAUUACUUGUUGUUACUUUCGUUGGACAAUUUUUACAAAGUGUACCAAUGUGUACUUUGUCAUCGAUUAUUGUCGUCUCCCUUGAAACUAUAAUUCUACAAAUUUUAGACUUACCAAAGUUAUAUCGUGUUUCAGUAUAUGAUAUGCUUAUAUGGCUUGUAACAUUUCUAGCCACAACGUGUAUUGAUGUCCCGAUUGGUCUAGUCACAGGAUUAGGCUUUUCCCUAUUAACAGUAUUGUAUCGUACACAGUCGUCAUAUUACUAUGAACUUGGUCAAAUUCCCGGUACAAAUAUUUAUGUUGAUGUGAAAAAAUAUGAUGAAGCCAUAAAACUUCCUCAUAUUAUUAUGCUAAAAUAUGGUGGACCGUUGUAUUAUGCCAAUGCUGAAUCAUUUCAAAAUUGGUUAAAUAAAAUGACACAAAUUGAUCCACACAAAUUGAUAAAACAACGUCAACGUAGAGAAAAACGACAAAAAGAACAACUACAGAAGAAGAAGACGGAGGAGGAGGAGGAGCAUAAGCAACAGUCGAAUGGAGAAGGUGAUGAUGAUGAUGCUGAUGCUGGUAAUGCAGAACACCCUUCGAAUGGAAGACAUUCGUUCACAUGUGGAAAUUUAUUUGCAUGCAUGAAAUGUAAAAAGAAGCAGAAGACUACCGCUGAUUCACAAUUUAAUGCUUUAACAAUAACUGAUAGUGAUGUUCAGCCCAAUAUUACUAAACAACUGAAAUUUAUUAUCCUGGAUAUAUCCUCUUGGACAUAUUUAGAUGUUGUUGGUAUGCGAACUGUGACAGAUCUAGUGAAAUGUUACGGUGAAUUAGGUAUUCGAAUUCUCUUCACCGCAUGUGAUCCACAGAUAAGAUCUGUUCUAACCAGUGGUGGCAGUUUGACAUCAUCACAAAUUGACCAUAUGUCAUUUAUUAGUAUUCAUGAUGCUGUUAUCUAUUGCCAAAGUUUCCUCUCCAAUAAUGAUUUGUAUAAAAGAAAUACAUCUUCCAGUAAUAUAAAUAAUGCAUUGAAAAAUGAAUAUAUUGUCAAAGAAGACAGAUUAAAGCUAUCGGGGAGUAAAGAACUACUCGCUGUAACAUAUUCUGAUCCUGUGGUCAUUGAAGAUACAUACUUGGAGGAUACGCUCAUCAAGACAACGAAAUUAUAAUGAGACUAUGAUGCCUUUAAUAUCCCCCUUAAUAAUGAUUAUGUCGCGGAAAAAAUUCUUAAUCCAAUCUCGCAUUAUGUUUAAAUUUCAAUAAAUAAUCCAUUUUGCGAUUUAUUGGUGCAAACAAACAAACACAAAGUCAAAACACAACCCGUUGAACACAUUGAACAGGAUCAGUAACUGUGUGUGUGUGUAUGUGUGCGUCAGAUUUUGAUUUUGAACCCUAUUUUUCACACGCUAUCAAUGUGUAUUGUAUUCUCUUAGCUUUAUUUUCUUCUCAGAUCGAAUUUAUAACUUGAUACAUAAUAAUAAUUUGUGUAUAGUUUUAUUUUUCCAUAUCAAUAAAGGAAAUUAAUAGAUUGAGAGUUAUUGAGGGUAUAUUCCCUGUCUCUCGGCUCUUCUAUAACCAUUUAUGCGAUCAUCACUCUUUCUAGUCUCUGCUCUGUGUAGUUUGUUUGUUUGUCUGUUUUAACAUUUAGUAGUAGUAUUGGUGCUCAAAUGCUCAACGAUCUUUGAAUGUAUAUGUAUCAACGAUAUUUUCUUUUGAAAAUGAAAUCCUUCAUUUGAGAUGUGAAGAGAAAUAAAAACAGAUUUACAAACAAUACUUAAACAAUGCAAUAUACUUGUGUAUUGUUUUCUUGUGUAGUUAGUUAUAUUUCAAUUCUAUUUUUUUGUUUUAUUUGAUUACUAACUAAUCAGAAAUAACCUACUUUUGACAUUUGUGUUUUUAAUUUUUUCUAAAAAUAUGUAUUGAAAGAGAGAAAAAAUCAAAACAAAACAAAACAAAGAAAUUCAUUGUGAAA